GUUGAUCUGAGUAGUGUUCGUGGAAAUACAUAUUUUGGCAAGUUGAACAACUUUUAACCAUGUGUUUCUCUGGUUUAUUAAACUAAUUGAGUUAAACAACAUUAAAUAAAGUGUAUACGAAUAUAUCAGUGCUUGAAAGAUAUUCAAAUUCAAAUAAACGUUUCAUAGAAAUUGGUCGCGGGUGCUAAAUAUUUUUUCGUCAUCAGCUGUUAUUUUGAUCGGAGAUAAAUUUUCGUUUAUAACUUGGCAGCACUUAAUUCAGUUGUAGAAAAAUUCAUAUUCCAUUUUAAAGUAGCGCGCUAGCUAACUAAAAAUGGAAAAUAAUGGGGAAAGCGCUGAUAAAAUGAUUCCGAAUUCUGUAAAUGAAGCAAAUAACCCGAAAAACGUCGAAACACCAAAUGAAAUGGUGCACGAAAUAAUUAAUGAUAUUAGAGACGCCGCCGUGACUGAGGCUACAGAAGGUAAUUCUGUGAAAGAAAACUUAAAUGCUAAUGUAAGUGCAUAUUCUCCGGAAAACAUGGAAGAGGAUGAUGAUAAUCCUUUAGCAAGCAUAUUUUUAGAAGCCCAGGAUGAAUUACGCAAAUACCCAUUCAGAUUUAAGAAAAGUGAAAAGGGCAAUAUUCUGAGCAUGCAUCAUAUAUCUGAAUGGCACAAUACGAAAUUCAGUCCCAAUAUAAAGUUGUGCUCUUUUAAUGAACAAUGCUCUAUAAUGGUGGUAAUUGCUGAAGUUGGUUUCAUAUUUGCUUUUGACUUGGCGAACAAAUGUUUCUGGAAAUUGAGUGAAGUCCAACUACAUCCCACUGCAAUAACAUCAUGGAGAGAAAGAAAUAAUCAUUUUCUCCUAGGAAGUGAAACGAGCGAGAUAACGUUAUUGGAUUUAGAUCAAUCAACUAUUACACAUCGCAAUUAUUUAUGUAAAAAUUGUGGUGAAAUAUCGGCAAUAUCAUGCCCACCUCAAACCGUAAACCGACAACAUUUAGUGCUUGUGCAAUGUGGCUAUGAAGUAAUACUGUUUGAUGUAGAGAAAUUCGUGCCAACACAUCGUUUUCCGUUUAAAAACAAAAAUUUUCAACUGCAGUUUUCCUACUACUUUUCACAUUCAGAUCAUAUUUUUAACUGUUUUAAUGAUGAUACCGUACAAAUAUGGUCCGGCGUCACUUUGAAUACUAUACGUGUAAUACAUCCCAUAAAAAUGCGUGAUCGUAAGUUGCGCAUGGAAGGCGCCGCAGGUUUAGCAGCAGAUUUUGUACUCUGCCAAGAUUAUAAUGGUGGCGGUGGUAUUUUCAACGUUGAUUGUAUGGUGUCAAAUUAUUCAAAUGGCCUCAUUAUUGGCUAUUGUUUUCAUCCGUAUAUGGGUUUAUUUUGCCUUUCCACACGCGACGGUUAUUUAUUGUUAAUUAACACAUACACUUUAGACUUACAGCAUAUAUGCCGGCUACAAGAUUUUGUCAUACGACAUUGCGUCUUUCUGCUCCAAGCAAAGGAGAUACUACUUUGUGGCAUAACCGAUAGAUCCGGCGAAGUAGUCAUAUUGAAUUGCCUGAAAAAGGAUAUUAAAUUGCGUAUACAAGCAAAGAAUGCGGCCAGACUUUCAAUCUCUAGUGAUGGCAAAUACUUAGCGAUAUUUAAUAGAACUGGUGAGCUAGAUAUUUGGUCCACUUGCCAAAUCUACAAUUCCCUUAAGUCACAAGAGGAAUGUCUGCGUUUGAUAAAGUUGGCUUUUAGACAAAAUAAACCGUUGCUGCUUGGUCCAUCACGUCAUUGUAAAACCGCACUGGUGGCAACACAGAACGAAUGCCUGAAUGAGGAUAUCAGAAACUUGCUUAGUCGUGAUCGCCUCUUGAACAUAUUGCGUGAAUUUCGUUGGUUCCCGUGUAAAUAUCGUGUGCUCAUAUGGUGUGCACUGCUCCAAUUGCCUUAUAAUCGCAAUGAAUUUUUUCAACUCUUAAAAAUGGGUAUACCACCAAUCGUAAAGCAACGCGCUAAACAGUUACCAAUACGUGAUGGUACAUUGAAAAAUGCGCUAGUACGCAUAUGGUCAUGCCUGGCGCAUUGGUGUCCCGUUUUUGCGCAUAGUAAAUUUCUGCCACAGCUCAUAUUUCCAUUUGUGAAAUUGCUGCCGCGCAAUUCGCUUGUCGUCUUUGAGAUUUGUGUCACGCUGUUGACGAAUCACUUUCAAAUGUGGUUCGAAUUGCAUCCAUUGGAGCCAAACAAUUAUUUAGGCUUGUGUGAAAACAUAUUGCAAUCCGAACAUACGGAGCUAUGCAAAUUUUUUGCCAGUAUGCAUGUAAAUCCCGAACACUAUGCGUGGCCGUUACUGUCUUCUGCCUUCUCCGAGGUGUUUAGCGAAGCUAAUUGGCUUUACCUAUGGGAUAAUAUACUGUCGGCGCCACCAUAUUAUCAAAUUUUCAUAGUUGUGGCAUACAAUAUCGUGCAACGUCGAAUAAUUAUGCGUCUCCCCGAUAAGCCAACCAUUUUGACUUUCUUUCAUGAACAGAAUCCGAUUGAUAUGUGUAAGCUGAUAAAUACAGCAAACUGUAUUAUGCGGAAAUGUCCCAAAACAUUACAUCCCGAACGUUAUAUGACGGAGUUUCAGUGUAUACCCAAGAAAGUAUAUCCGAAAUUUUUGAAUUAUCCACGCCAAUGGUUGGUUAAACACGAGAGAGAUAUUGCUGCGGUACAAAGAGAAAAGCAGUGUAUUGACACACGCAUAAGGAAAUUGGAGCUGGAGGAAAUGAAAUUAAUGGAGCGUCUGCAGAGUGGCCUGCGUAGAGAGGAGCAUGCAAGACAAGUGAAAAAAAUGGAGAAACUCUAUCGUGACUCGCUCAAACGGGAGGAAGAACGUUUAGCUUGUCAACGACAAAUGUUGGCUGUGUAUCAGAAAGAGUUGCGCAAUCGCAAAGCCGAAGUUGCAGUCCAAGUGCAGGAGUCAGAGCAACGUCAAAGAGCGCUGAAAAUGGAAAAGGAUCUCGAGCUAUUAAUGCAAAGUAUAGAGUGCGAACGCACGCGUAAUGACGCCGAUUUACUAAUGGCUGAAGAGGAGUUGCGUAAUGAAGAGAUGGAGCUGUUUAUGCAAAAAUGUUUGACAACAACUGGAUCUAGUUCCCUGCGUACUAAAUAUCAUGUGGAUUUACAAAGAUUGUGCAAUGAGCGCCAUGCACUCAAGCAGCAAGUUAAAGAACUAACAAAUAUGCCGAAAGGAGCAUUAAGUCCACGCAAUUCCAACAAUAAUUCACAUUUAGAUACCAUUGAAGAGAGAAUUGAAGAAAUACAAAGAGAAUUUAAUGAAAUACUCAACACUAAAGAAUAAGCAAUUUUUAGCGGCCUUAAAGUUUAUGCCAUUUUCACAAUGCCAGAUGAGCUGUGAUUUUUAGAUGAAAUAAACAGCGUCCAAACGAAAAGGCUUAUAAUCUAGCUCCGUCCCAAAAAGACCUACAGUAGAAGAAUUGCAGCAAAACAUACGCAACUGUUUUGCUUUUAGGCUAACGAACCAAAUAUUGAGUUGUUUUUUUUUAGAAUUCUUAG
Molecule: messenger RNA, 3525 nt
Organism: Bactrocera oleae (olive fruit fly)
Lineage: Eukaryota; Metazoa; Arthropoda; Insecta; Diptera; Tephritidae
Product: TBC1 domain family member 31
Cellular component (GO): centrosome
Molecular function (GO): protein binding
Source: RefSeq, a predicted model, not a curated record